Cylindrotheca closterium is the source of this 1452-nucleotide messenger RNA. NCBI's taxonomy places the organism in Eukaryota, Bacillariophyta, Bacillariophyceae, Bacillariales, Bacillariaceae. The record is from the annotation of a GenBank genome assembly.
AUGAAACGACGACUUUUCAACCAAAGUCUUCUGCGACGUCGAUCAAGUUGUGGCAAACGCUGUGUCACAAUUUCAUCGUCUGCAAAUCGGACAGCAGCAAAAGUAGGAGGAAGCAGCUCCACAAUAACCUUCAGCACAUCUGCUAAAAAGACAAUUCGAAAGGAAGCUUUUGCACAACCGUCGUCAUAUUCUUUCUACGGUGCCAUUACUGCAGCAUUUGGUACCGCAGUUGCAUUUGAUACAGCACUACUGCCAACUUCAAGAUCCUCUUGUGAUGCCCCGCAAAAACCCGACGCCAACUCGAUUGCAACGAUUGCUUCGGAAACAGAAGACUCUGCCCCCCCUGAGGACGAUAUUCCGUUUCUCGCAACCAGGCCAUUGUGGCCCGAUGGAGUUUCGGAAGAAGAUGUGGAUGCCCUAGUUGAAAUCAUAUUAGAAGAUCCGAGCAUCAAUAUCCAAUUGGUUCCAGAUGCCGUUGAGGCGAUUGUGUACAAAUCAGCUGUCCGACUGGUACUCAAUUUGUUCUACCGGCUCUUGAACGAUUUGAAUGGCGUGCCGCUUCUCUCGCACCAGAUUCAGGUGGCGCGGCUCUUGGAUGAGGAAGAAGAAGAAAACGACAAAGAGCUGACUAGAAGCUGGUUCAGUAAUUCAAGCGAAUCGGUAAAGAAGAAGAAAAAGAAGUAUCGGCGCAUUGCGGAAGCCGCUGCAAUGAUGCGAUCUGGUGUGAACGAUGAAGUCCUGGAUACCGUUGCAGCCCGUUUGUUGGAAAAUCAUGCUGUGAACAAUGCAUAUAUACCUGACGUCGUAGAGAUCUAUCUGUACCAAAGCUGUCUGAAGGUAAUCUUCCGUACGUUGCAGAUACUCAGUCAUACCUUCAGCAUCAACCUUUGUGGACACGACAUUUGCUUGAUGAUUAAGCCUACGGUGCUAGAACAAUCUGCUCUCACUGCUGCGAGUUCCAUUUCAACUACUAAUACUCUUGACGGGAAGCCGCGCCCCAAAAGUAAAUGGAUGGAUUCUGAAAUCGACCAGAAAAUGCUGGUAGACUUUGCUUUGAAGUCUGGAAAUGGCGAUGAUGGCUAUUUCCGUGACGAGAAUAUUUCGUGGUGGGAUCGCUUUUGGUUGCGGCGUCGGCGGACGAUGAUUGCUAAUCUCCACUCAUCGUUGUAUGCACUAAUUCUUGGUAUUGCUGACGACCUUCUCCAACAUUCCAACAUCAAGCUUCUGUCGGAUGAUAUUUUCCUAGACAUUACACCAGGAGGAGCCCCUUCUGGCAAUCAGACGUCGGAGGCACUCCCAGCUGACAAGACGAGCAAGGAUGAAAACAAUAAGUCGGGCCAUGAGGUUAGCGGCAAGAAGACUUCGCCGAUAAGGUCUUCUUCCCCGUUUUCCUUCCUUGCUGGUAUGGGUAUUGGUGCUGGUCUAAUGUUCCUUUUGUCGGGGACUCGAUAG